CUUUACGACCACUGGGACUUUGCGAGCCAGAGCCAGAGCCACUCUGGCCAGGAAGCAGGGCAGGUGGGGAGGUUGAUGCCCGGCGGCGGUUCAAUCGCGGCGUCUAGCCGGCUUUUCUCCGCGGCGGAGCAAAGGGGGUUCCGAGAAGCCGCAGGGUCGUUAUCCAGGAGUGGGUCGGGAGUCUCCAGCGGCAGCAGAGGCGGAGGAGGUGGCCCCGGGCCGAGUGGAGGCCCGGGGGGCACAGCGGGAAAGAUGAGCUUGACUCCGAAGGAGCUCUCGAGCCUGCUGAGCAUCAUUUCGGAGGAAGCGGGCGGCGGCAGCACCUUCGAGGGCCUGUCCACGGCCUUCCACCACUACUUUAGCAAGGCCGACCACUUCCGCCUGGGUUCGGUGUUGGUCAUGCUGCUGCAGCAGCCCGACCUGCUGCCCAGUGCGGCGCAGCGCCUCACCGCGCUCUAUCUGCUUUGGGAAAUGUACCGGACCGAGCCGCUCGCAGCCAACCCCUUCGCUGCCAGUUUCGCGCACCUACUCAACCCCGCGCCGCCCGCCCGCGGCGGCCAGGAGCCGGACCGGCCACCGCUCUCAGGAUUUUUACCUCCUAUAACUCCACCAGAAAAGUUUUUUCUUUCCCAGCUGAUGCUGGCACCACCAAGGGAACUCUUCAAAAAGACCCCUCGCCAGAUUGCAUUGAUGGAUGUUGGAAACAUGGGCCAAUCUGUGGACAUUAGUGGGCUUCAACUAGCCUUAGCCGAGCGCCAGUCAGAAUUGCCAACCCAGAGUAAGGCUAGCUUCCCUAGUAUUCUCAGUGACCCAGACCCGGAUUCUUCCAAUUCUGGAUUUGACAGCUCAGUUGCUUCUCAGAUCACAGAAGCUUUAGUCAGUGGACCAAAACCACCUAUUGAAAGCCAUUUUCGACCAGAGUUUAUUCGUCCACCACCUCCACUCCACAUUUGUGAGGAUGAGUUGGCUUGGCUAAAUCCAACAGAGCCUGACCAUGCAAUUCAAUGGGAUAAAUCAAUGUGUGUUAAGAAUAGCACUGGUGUAGAGAUCAAACGAAUAAUGGCCAAAGCUUUCAAAAGCCCUUUGUCUUCUCCUCAACAAACACAGCUCCUUGGUGAGUUGGAAAAAGAUCCCAAGCUUGUUUAUCAUAUUGGCCUUACUCCAGCCAAACUUCCUGAUCUGGUGGAAAACAACCCUCUAGUUGCUAUAGAAAUGUUGCUGAAAUUAAUGCAGUCAAGCCAGAUAACUGAGUAUUUUUCAGUCCUGGUCAACAUGGACAUGUCAUUACAUUCAAUGGAAGUUGUAAAUCGACUAACUACAGCUGUUGAUCUACCUCCUGAAUUUAUCCACCUUUACAUAUCAAAUUGCAUCUCUACUUGUGAGCAAAUUAAGGAUAAAUAUAUGCAGAAUCGUUUGGUGCGUCUAGUUUGUGUUUUUCUCCAGUCCUUGAUCCGUAACAAAAUAAUCAAUGUGCAGGACUUGUUUAUCGAGGUGCAGGCAUUCUGUAUUGAAUUCAGCAGGAUACGAGAAGCUGCUGGUCUUUUCCGGUUGUUGAAGACACUGGAUACUGGGGAAACACCUUCUGAGACCAAAAUGUCAAAGUAAUACCUCAUCAGAACCACCCCAUUCAUUGUUCAGCUGUACUGUGAUUUAAUUUUUAAAACUGUUAUAACCUUGAGUGGAUUGCUUGGUCUAGUGUGUAUAAACAACACUUU
Orycteropus afer afer is the source of this 1715-nucleotide messenger RNA. It is a transcript of the gene CNOT11, whose product is annotated as CCR4-NOT transcription complex subunit 11. Gene Ontology annotation, biological process: mRNA catabolic process; negative regulation of translation. Gene Ontology annotation, cellular component: CCR4-NOT complex. Lineage: Eukaryota; Metazoa; Chordata; Mammalia; Tubulidentata; Orycteropodidae. The record is from RefSeq and is a predicted model, not a curated record.